Molecule: messenger RNA, 2615 nt
Organism: Calidris pugnax (ruff)
Lineage: Eukaryota; Metazoa; Chordata; Aves; Charadriiformes; Scolopacidae
Gene: SDCCAG8
Product: serologically defined colon cancer antigen 8
Exons: 19
Coding region: 115-2307 (730 amino acids)
Biological process (GO): tube formation; neuron migration; centrosome cycle
Cellular component (GO): centrosome; centriole
Source: RefSeq, a predicted model, not a curated record
CCGACGCUGUGGUUCCUGUGGGAGCCGGCGGCACUUGCGGAGCGCGAGAAGGCAGAGUCGGGUCCGGACCGCUGUUACCCACCGGCUCCUUCCCUGGGAGCCGGCGGCGUCCCCAUGCGGGCGCCCCGCGGGGAGCCCGCCCUGGAAGAGUCCCUGGAGCGGUACCAGAGGCGGCUCCGAGAACGUGCUAGUGAAAGCAUCCAUCAACUGAAAUAUGCCCUAGAGGAAAGACAGUUUGCAGAGGGUGAGGGUGAAACUAGAUUUAACCAGUGCUCUGUGGGCAAGGGCAGUGGUGAUGUGGACAGGGGCAAUGAUGACAGUGGGAAUGCAGCCUGCCAGGAACUGCAGCAUAGUCACGCAGUUAAUCAACUUAAAAUUUUGUUGCAACAUCAAGAAAAAAUUGAAAGUGAAGUCUCUCCGUCAAGGAGGAAGAUGUCGAAAUCCCCAGAAGCUGCAACUGGAGACUUACCAGCUCUUUCUGAUCUCAUUCCUAUAAUCAAUGACCAGUCACAGUACAUUAACCAUUUAGAAGCUGAAGUGAAGUUUUGCAAGGAGGAACUGUCUGGGAUGAAAGAUCGAGUACAAGUAGUUGUACUUGAAAAUGAGGAACUCCAUCAGAAACUGAAAUUCUUAACUGCAGAACAUACGUUGAGAGAACAAACUCUGCUAGAUGCUUCGGCAAAUACACAGAACUCCUGGCCUGUAGGUGGUAAUGACUGUAGCAUGCGUCAGCCUGUCACCUCAUCACCAACACGUAACAAAGAUCAGGUUUUUUUUAAAGCAGCUGUUGGAGAAAUAGAAAAAUGGCAUGUGGAACUGGAGAAACUAAAACUUCUUUAUCAAGAAAAAGUCAGCAUCCUUGAUGCUCAAGUACAGUCUCUAAGAAAAGACCUUGCAGAAUCUCAGAAGAUGUGCAAAGAUUUGGAAGGAAGGCUAAAACACCAGAAGUCACUUGUUUCAGCCACGAAUUCUAGCCGUGUUGGUGGUCUGUGUCUGAAAUGUGCGCAACACGAGGCAGUUCUUGCACAGACUCAUUCUAAUGUUCACAUGCAGACCAUUGAGAGGUUGACAAAAGAAAGAGAUGACUUGAUGGAUGCACUUGUUUCACUGAGACGAAACAUGAAAGGGAUGCAGCAAAGAGAAUCUAAUGCAUGUGAGCAAGUUAAACAAGCCGUGCAAAUGGCAGAAGAGGCCAAUUUAGAAAAAACAAAGGCUCUAGUCCAGUGUGAGCAGCUGAAAAGUGAGAUGGAACGGCAGAAGAAUCGUCUUGAAAGGGAGUUAGCUGCCCAGCUAAAUAAGAGGACUGAUGAAAAAGAAGCACUGCGGGAAGAAAUGAAGAAAGAAAGGGAGGGCUUGGCAGCAAUGGUGAUGGCCAUGUCUGAGAAUGUGGCCAUGUUGGAGGCUCAGGUAGAGAGAAUUACAAGGGAAAAAAACUCUCUGGUCAACCAGUUAGAAGAAUCACAACAUCAGCUUUCAUCUCAUGAAAUGGAGAUGAAUAAGGUGUGUGGAGAAAUGCGCUAUCAGUUGAAUCAAACCAAAAUGAAGAAGGAUGAGGCAGAAAAGGAGCUCAGAGAGUACAGGACAAAAACUAUAAGGGAGCUUGAAAUUAAGGACCAGAAAAUAGAAAAACUGGGAUUAGAGCUGAAUGGAAACAAACAGCGUUUGGAACAAGCUCAGCAGGAUGUGACAGGAGCCAGAGAGGAGUGCCUAAAACUGACAGAACUGCUGAGUAAAUCUGAGCACCAACUGCACCUCACCAGAUUGGAGAAAGAGAGCAUUCAGCAAAGCAUUAGCAAUGAAGCAAAGGCCCGAGCCCUUCAGGCCCAGCAAAGAGAGCAGGAGCUGACACAGAAGAUGCAGCAAAUGGAGGCCCAGCAUGAGAAAACUGUAAAUGAACUGGAUUCAUUGCUGACCUCCCAGAAUUCAUUCAUAGCAAAAUUAAAGGAAGAAUGUUGUAUGUUGGCAAGGAAGUUGGAACAAACAUCAGAAAAAUACAGAUCUGAAAUCAACCAGCUUAGUCAGGAAAAAGAGUAUCUUCAUGGCAGAUUGGAGAAGAUGCAGAAACGGAAUGAUGAAUUGGACCAACAAUGUAUCCAGCAUGGGAGAAUGCAUGAGAGGAUGAAGUCAAGGUUACAGCAGCUUGACAAGCACUGCCAGGCCACUGCCCAGCAGUUAGUGGAGUUGCUCAACAAACAGAAUCAGCUCUUCAAAGAGAAGCAGCUGCUGACAGAAGAGGUGCAGUUUCUGCGAACACAGGAAAAAAAAUGGGAUGCAGAUCUCAAACAGGACACAGAUGGAAUCAAGUAAAAACCUGGAUGGAUAAAGAGAAAUGAGCAGAAGUCUGCUCUGCACCCGGCGGAAACCUGGGCUUGUCUGAGGCUCACCUAAAGACACCUCUGCAGAGAGCAGGCACACCUGCUGCUAAUUUCAACUGGUUUCUAUUUGUUUAUAACUACAGAGGCAUAAAUAUUUUUAAGCAUUACCAGCUACCGAACUUCCUAGGAAAACAGCUGAGACUUUUCUGAAAGACUUUUAACAGCUAUUACAUAAUGUGGACUUAAUUCAUAAUUUGUACAAUUUUUUUAUAAAAUGUUUUUAUCUAUUUUUAUAAUUGA